This is a messenger RNA of Dendrobium catenatum, 962 nucleotides long. RefSeq names its product ubiquitin-conjugating enzyme E2 variant 1D. Gene Ontology annotation, biological process: protein K63-linked ubiquitination; DNA damage tolerance. The record is from RefSeq and is a predicted model, not a curated record. The coding region runs from base 253 to 738 and encodes 161 amino acids. Gene Ontology annotation, cellular component: nucleus. The transcript has 5 exons. NCBI's taxonomy places the organism in Eukaryota, Viridiplantae, Streptophyta, Magnoliopsida, Asparagales, Orchidaceae.
AUCUUCCAAUAAAAUUGGGUCGUGGUAAGUGCGUCGCCUUCUUCGCUGAGAGAAGGAUACGGCAAUUACCCGAAUCCCGUAACCCACUAAGGCGGUCACCGCCAUUCUUCUCCUCCCAAUAUCUUCCACAACUGCCUCGCUUAUCCUUCCCCUUCUCGGAUGAAAGGGCAUUGAGCCUUUAUUGCUCUCCUUCUCUGUCGUGCAUAGAGGCAGGAAAAACUUCCGAAGUGUAUAGAGCGUUACUUCCUGAAGAUGGGCUCCGAGGGAGGAGGAUCGCUUGUAGUUGUUCCAAGAAAUUUCAGAUUGCUAGAAGAGCUUGAAAGGGGGGAGAAGGGUAUUGGUGAUGGAACUGUGAGCUAUGGAAUGGAUGAUGCUGAUGACAUUUAUAUGCGUUCCUGGACAGGAACAAUCAUUGGUCCUCACAAUACUGUUCAUGAGGGUCGGAUAUACCAGUUGAAGCUGUUUUGCGAUAAAGAUUAUCCCGACAGUCCACCAACGGCUCGCUUCCAGACCCGUAUUAACAUGACUUGUGUGAACCAGGAAACUGGAGUGGUUGAACCAAGCUUGUUCCCAAUGCUUUUGAAUUGGCGAAGGGAAUACACAAUGGAGGACAUACUGAUUGGUCUGAAGAAAGAGAUGUCUUCUCCGCAGAACCGAAAGCUUCAUCAGCCUUUAGAUGGCAAUGAUGAUCAGAGAGUGGAGCAAAAAGGCUUAGUUUUAAGGUGUGCUAUUCUCUAAGCUGGAGGGUCUAACUCGGCACUGUAUAUUCAUAUAUGUAUGUUACCGGAAUUUAUGCUUUAGAAUUAGAUGGGAUUAUUUGCAAGCUUACGUUUAAUCAUAGGGUUAUCUGACUUUUGGAACUGGACUCUAAACUUCAAAUAAUGUAUGAAAUUAUUGGCAAGUUAUGUGAAGCUUUUGUGCAUGAAGUAUAAUGAGGCCUCGUUUGAGACGGCUUAAUUUCG